This is a messenger RNA of Bombyx mori (domestic silkworm), 3230 nucleotides long. RefSeq names its product dual specificity protein phosphatase MPK-4. Bases 450 to 1658 code for a protein of 402 amino acids. Gene Ontology annotation, cellular component: nucleus. The transcript is spliced from 8 exons. Gene Ontology annotation, molecular function: protein tyrosine/serine/threonine phosphatase activity. The record is from RefSeq and is a predicted model, not a curated record. Lineage: Eukaryota; Metazoa; Arthropoda; Insecta; Lepidoptera; Bombycidae. Gene Ontology annotation, biological process: protein dephosphorylation.
UGCCAAUGGCCGUGAAAAUAGAUUGUGUCAAUACUGUCAAUGUCAGAAAAAUAAAAUUGAGAAUAAUUUCGCGGUAAAAAGGCAUGUUAUUUGUUAAUUUGAAAAGCACUAUAGCGUUAACUGUUUGUGAUUUGUUUACAUACGUAUCACAUAUUAUUUGAAUAUAAACAAACAUGUUAGUGGAAAACAUUACCUAAUACAAAGUGUACCAAUUUUAAUUAUAUUCACACACCAUAUACAUUCACAAAAUGUCAAAAAUAUUGAUUAUUUUUUUAAGUUUAUAAAAACUUGAAUAACUAUAAAGAGUAUUAGGAGCAUAUUUCGUAAACAUUACAAAGGAAUCCAAAAAGAUUAAUUUUAAUGAAGACAAAACGUAUUUCAUUAUUCAGCACAAAUUUUUGUUUGGUACUUACUAGUUAAUAUUUUACAAGUCAACUUGAAAAAUUGAAAUGGCGAAACAAGUUGCUGAAGUAGAAAUACAUGCUUCAGACUCCCAGGAGACCCUUGUGGACGACAAUCUGGAGGUCAGCGUGGAUCUGAUUGACAAAAAUCUUUAUUUAGGAAACCUGGCAUGUGCACACAGUCAAGCGACAAUACAAACGCUUGGAAUAACUCACAUCUUGACAGUGGACUUGGUUCCUUUACCGAGGAUUAUACUGGAACGUCCUCAUCUCAUAUUUAGAUAUGUGAAAUUGGCUGAUGUGCCCAAAGAAGACCUAAUAAGUCAUCUUCCCACUACGAACAAUUAUAUAAGUGAAGCCAUCGACAGUGGAGGAACUAUAUUAGUGCAUUGUUAUUUUGGUGUAUCCCGUUCAGCAGCUGUUGUUAUAGCAUACAUAAUGAAGAAGUACGGGCUGUGUUACGAGGAAGCCUUCUCGCUGGUCAAAAACAAGAGACGGUUCAUAGGUCCAAAUGUAGGAUUUGUGGCACAGCUCAAAUUGUACGGGCACAUGGGAUGUGCGAUUAACAAAGAUGACCCUAGAUACAAACAGUUUAGGUUGAAAAUGGCGGGCCAAAAGUUAAAACAAGUGAAGAUCCUGCCGCAAGUGUUCUGGGAGCUGGUGAAGCCGGACCCGGGCGUGGUCCGCGAGCGCCCCUCGCCGCACGUGUACCGCUGCGUGCGCUGCCGCCGCGUGCUCGCCGCGCACAACAACCUCAUCCCCCACCUGCCGCGCCCGCUCAAGCUGCAACUCGCCAAGAAAGGUAUAAGGCCCCCUCCGAGUAAACUGACGGGUUUGACCUGCGUUGAAAACGGCGAGAUCCUGAUACAGAAGUUGAAGAGCCUCGCCUGUCAGAUCCUCGAGAGCGACGAGCAGGCUGACGGGGGACACGGCGGCGACGAAAUGGAAGGAAGCAAUCAGGAGUUACUGGACGGUUACAACGAGCAGAACCUGGUGGACGGCAGUGUAGUGCCGCGGGAAUGCGAGACGAUAUGCCGACAGAUGUGGUUCGUGGAGCCGAUGGCGUGGAUGAGUGACGUCACGCACCAGCCCAGCGGGAAGCUGCACUGUCCCAAUUGCAAGAACAAGAUCGGGAGCUUUAGUUGGGUUAUGGGUUGCAAAUGUCCGUGCGGUCAGAAAGUGGCUCCAGCUUUCUAUUUAGUACCAUCCAAAGUGGAGAGAUCUAAUAUAGUUCAAAACGUACAAACCACUGUAUAGAAUGCAUAGUAUAGUUUUGAUUUGCUAGUCAGAGCCACAGACGCUUAAAGCAUUAUUUUCCACUCUCUCAGCACAGAAACGAAAAAAAAUGAACAAAAGACCAUUUGCAAUCGUAUCUAAAUCAUAUCCAAAAUGUAUCAGCUUAUAAUAAAGAAGAAAAAAAAGCUCUGUCUUUAAUCGCUCCGUCAUUAUUACCUUUUAUAAAUUACGUGUCACGUUGUUUGUCCGCGAUGGACACCUAAACUACUGAAGCGAUUUUAACGUUUUUUUUGUUUUAAAUAUCUGUUUUGUUCUAACUUAGGCCAUAGGAUGGUUUUUUUUAUUUAUUGCUUAGAUGGAUGGACGAGCUCACAGCCCACCUGAUGUUAAGUGGUUACUGGAGUCCAUAGACAUCUACAAAGUAAAUGCGCCACCCACCUUGAGAUAUAAGUUCUAAGGUCUCAGUAUAGUUACGACGGCUACCCCACCCUUCGAACCGAAACGCAUUACUGCUUCACGGCAGAAAUAGGUGGGGUGGUGGUACCCGUGCGGACUCACAAGAGGUCCUACCACCAGUGAUUACGCAAAUUAUAAUUUUGUGGGUUUGAUUUUUAUUACUACGAUGUUAUUCUUUCACCGUGGAAGUCAAUCGUGAACAUUUGUUGAGUACGUAUUUCAUUAGAAAAAUUGGUACCCGCCUGAGAUUCGAACACCGGUGCAUCGCUACAUACGAAUGCACCGGACGUCUUAUCCUUUAGGCCACGACCGACUUUUAUUUCGAUGAAUGGUCGCAAUAUUUAUUAAUUAAUAAAAUGAUUUCUUAUGUUGAUUAUCGUUAUUAAUUGUAAGUUUCAUAAGUCUAAAACAGAUGGCGCCUUUAAUCAGUUUUUACAGACAAUUAUAAUACUGUCUGACAUUGAUAUCUCAUAGAUGGCGCUGUGUUAAAAUUCCAACGUUUCACAUAAGCUACAAUUUAUGGCAUAUACAUACGUGUUGCGGAGGCUAAAGUAUAAGUGAAAUUUAUUUCAUAGUUAACUCAACAGUGACAUCCAAUUGUUCUUUGUUAAUUUUAACAUAGCCGGCCACGUGUUAUUUAGAAACAAAAACCUUAGCCACAACAACGGUGGCCGGGUCUGCUAGUUAAAUAUAUUUUAAAAAUAUAUUAUGUUUAAAAGAUAAGAUUUAAGAGCUCAAUAGCUUUCUGCUUGUUAUUUCGAUUAGGAUUAGAAAGUUUCAUUUUUUAAGAACAUCUAAGACAAUAUAAUGAGUACUAAAGUUUAGUCUAUUUAGUUAUAGGUAUAGUUUGAAAUACUGUAACGUUUUAGUAGUUGUUGAAAAAAGAUCAUGAGCAAAAUGGAAAUAGAUAUGCUAAAAAUAUGGUUAAGAUUUAGUAAAGAAAUCUGAAGCUUACAGUAAGAUUGAACAAAAGUAUUUUUGGGAUUUUAUUGUGUUACAUAGUGUAGUGACAAGUUUUAAAAACUUACAAAGCCAAUACAUAGCAAUACAUUAAUGUAUUCAAAUUUCUUAUUAAUAUAUUAUUAGAAUUAUUUUUGUCUGUAGUCAAAGUUAAUAAAUCUAUUUAUUAUUCUAAAA